Messenger RNA from Ectocarpus siliculosus, 3436 nucleotides. The record is from the annotation of a GenBank genome assembly. Lineage: Eukaryota; Phaeophyceae; Ectocarpales; Ectocarpaceae.
AUGAGUGCUGCUGGUGGUGGUGCGGCUGCUCCAAAGCUUCUUCCUCGCCACCACGACGAGUUCCGAUCCAAGGAGUACUGGGACUCGUUCUUCCAGCAGAGGACUGACGCCUUCGAAUGGUAUGGUGAGUAUGAGGACCUUCGGAAGCUCGUGCACCGGACGCUGCGGCGCACGGAGCGGAUCCUGGUCAUCGGAUGCGGAAAUUCCAACUUCAGCGCCGAGUUGUACGACGACGGUUUCGAGGAGAUCGAAAACGUGGACUUCAGCGAUCCGGUGAUCGCUGAAAUGCACCGCUCUCACUCCGGAGUGCGUCCCAAAAUGACGUGGACUGUCAUGGACGUAACGGACAUGAGAGGAUACGAAGACGGCUCUUUCGACGCAGUUGUAGACAAGGGGACCCUCGACGCCCUCAUGUCAGAAGACACCGCCGAGGUCAGGAAGAGCGGCGAAGCCAUGCUGCGGGAGGUUAAGAGAGUCCUCAAGCCCACGGGAAGGUACAUGUGCGUGACGCUUUGGCAGGAUUUCAUCGGCUCGGCCUUCCUCUCCUCGUUUGCACCGGCCGCCGUUCUCCCCGCCGCCGGCGCUGCUGCCGCUGCGGCCACCUCCGGCGGCGACGGGGGCGGUAUGUCUUCUUGGAAGCUCGACCUGCACUCCGCAGCCGCCACGUCCAAGCCCUCGCCCUACCUCCCCGUGUGCAUGGUUGCGGCGAAAUCGUCGGUCACCCACGAAAGAGAACCUAUCGCGGAGGCCGGUGGCGAGGGGGGGGGGGGAGCUAUGCGCGUGACGGCGUGGUGCGACAGGGCAGGGAGACCGCUGGAUGUCGGAGGGGAGGCGUCGGUGCUGGUUGGCGAGACAGAAGUGCUGCUACACGUGAGAGAGGCGCAAGAGAUGCACCGCCGACGAUUCGACCUCAGGGAGAUCAAGCCGGGUAGAUUUCAACAGGAGGACCUGUGGGGAGAAGGGGAACACGACUCCCCCCGCUUUACGCUGCUAGUCGUGGACGUGUCCAGCGACGGCAGGGCGAGCACGGUGCCUUGCGCGGUCGUGCUGAUUCCUCGCGGCAGGGACCGAGACUUUACCUUCUCGUCUCGCGAGGGUCUCCAUCAGGUGGCCGAAAGCGCGAACGCUCGUCGUCUUAUCGCCGUCCGCCUCAACCGCGGGCACGACUUCUCCCACGGGGUGGAAGGGGUCAAGGCGGAGAUCUCCCCUUCCAUCUCCGACUUUGCUCCCGAGGCUUCGGCGGCGGCCACCGGAGGGCCCGGCAUCCCCAUCAUGGCCGUGGCCGACGGCUUGGGCGCGGAGGGCAGGGUUGUAGCGGAAGGGCGCCUGGAGUGCAGCGGCAACUACGUGGUGGAGGAGGAAGAGGAGGAGGACGAGGACGAGGAUGAAGACGAGAGUCGGCCGGCUGGGGUCUACCGAAGGCUGAUUUUCCUCAAGAACGAGGGCGUGGUGCAGACGGAGGUACGAAUGCUGGGGGAGGGAGAGGACGACGGGGCGCGGCCCCCGCCGGCUUUUUCUCGCAAGUCCUCCAAGAGCGGGGGCGGCAAGAAGGGGAAGGGGAAGGGGAAGGGCGCAAAAGGCGGGAAGAAAACGCCUCCGCCUGCGGCGGUGGCGGCUGCUGCUGGUGGUGGGGGUGGAGAGGGUGUGGUUGAGGGGGGAGGCAGGGUGGACUCUAGCCACCUUUGCUUCGAGUACCACAGGUGCAUGAUCGCCGGCGCCGCUUUUGCUGACUUCCGCAUCACCACCGGCACAAGCGGCGGCGGCGGCGGCGGCGGCGGCGGUGGGCAACAAAAAGAUAACCGAGCCGGCGCCCGAGCGCCCACCGCUCUCGUGAUUGGCCUAGGCGGGGGCGCUCUUCCUAUGGCUCUUCGGCGAAUGUACCCAACGGUGAAGGUGGCCACGGUAGAGCUGGACCCUGAGAUGGCGGGGGUAGCCAAGGACCACUUCGGGUUGAGGGAAUCACCGGAUGGCCUCAAGGUCAUCGUUGAGGACGGUGUAGCCUUCGUGAAUGCUGCCGUUGUCUCUGCUACUGGCGAGGAUGGGUUGCCCGCCAACGCCGCCCGGCUUGAUUCAACGUCACAACCAUUCACAAAACCGACUUCAACGCCCGAUCUCUCGGGCACCCCCGCGGGCUCAGCCCCUGCGGCGGCCGACCCACCAAAGCCGGCGGCAGCGUGCUGCGCCGACGGUGGUCUUGCCACGGAGGCGGUGCUACCGCCUCGGCCCCCGGACGCUAACGAUAGCGGCCAUCAAACCGGAUGGGGAGAAGCGUUCGGCCCGCCAUACUCGGCCAUUUUUCUCGACGUCGACAGCAAGGACACCUCGGUGGGGAUGAGUUGCCCCCCGGCGGCGUUCCUAGAGCCCGCCUUCCUGACCAACUUGAAAACCCUCCUAGAUGGUGGUGGUGGUGGUGGUGGUCAGGGGGGUACCGGGGGACCUGGGAUUUUGGCGAUCAACGUGGCCGCGCGGUCGAAAGAGCUCUUUGGCGGGGCGGUGGACGCUGUCUGUGCAGCGUUUGCAGGAGGAGAGGUCCACAAACUCCGUGCCGGUGCGGACGACGUGAACUCCGUGGUGCUGGCGUUACCCAGACCGAGGGGACGCGCGCGAUCGGGCCCCCUGUUGGCGGUGGCGGAGCAGGCGCUGACGUCUGCGACAGUUUCCAGGAAAGCAUUGGCGAGCAUUCUGGAAAUGUGUGAUCGUGCCGAGAUGGUGCAAGCGGCGCAACCGCCCAAGACGAAGUCCAAGACAACCGCUGGCGGGAAGGGCGGGAAGAGCAAGCGCUCGGGCCGUUGAGAGCUGCUUGUUGAGCAAGGCUCCCGGUGUCUGGCUACAAGUUUACGAAGGGGCGAGGAUGAUACAGGGAGACCCGCCACAGACUACUGGUUUGCUGUUUUCGUGGGGUUAGAAGAAGCGGCCAAGCUAAUCGGUACGCCACAGGGGCAAGGGAUAGAUGGAAAAAGCGGUUCCCAUGGGACAUCAGCGACCCACUUGCCAGCUCCUCAGGCCGAGGAGGCGCAGUUGGAGACGAGCCAGAGGGUGUUGUCCUCUGCGUCGAGAGCCGUGGAAAAAACUGGUCAAGGCAGAGUGGUACGUGUGUUGAAGGGGCGAGGGGACAGACAGCGAGACAAUCGCGACGCACUUGUCUCUCUUGGAUGUGUUUUCCGUGGAGGAACUAGACUAAAGAGGCUCCAACCUCUGUAGUGUAGCAUGUUGACUAAGCGAAUGCAGGCCGCCAGCAGUAGAAGUACGUGUGGUCCUUUUGUAUGCAUCGGUUCCCAGAACAUUUGGUGGUUGUGUGAUGUUGUUACAGGCCUUGUGCCAAAACUGCUACCCAGCACAUGCUUGGUUGGCGAAGGUCGUGGAUUCAAAAUCCCGGCGUGACGCAGUGGUGUUUCGGAAGCGCUCGUUCCUGGGUGAAACAAGUUCGACAUACAUG